ACUGUUAUGUAUGGAAAUAUCUGUGAGGAGUUGUGUCUUAGAAGGCAAAAGCUUUACCCUGGCAUCUUCAGGUGGGUUUGGGAAUGCCCGCUGCCUGAAACCCUGCAGAGCCACUACCAGUUAGUAUUAACUUCACUGGAUUAGAUGAGUUAAUGGUCUGACUCAGUAUAUAUAUUCUGGAGUUAAAGAUGUUGCACCUCAUUUGUUUCUCUUCUUUGGAACACAAACUCAAGAUGUGAUGGAAGUUCAACAGCUGACGUAACUAGCUGUCUGCAGAAACACUAGACCUGGGAGUAUAAUUCUUUUCCUUCCUUCCUUUCUUCACAACAGAUUAAACCACAGGAAUCGGAAGCCAUUUUUGGUGCCAAGGCGUUUUCUCUUCACGGCAGCCAUGAGCCUCGAACCUCCCAAGCUGGAAAUCAAAUCGGCCACCAGAGUGACUGGAGGUCCUGCCACCCCGAGAAAAGGACCCCCAAAAUUCAAGCAGAGGCAAACCAGGCAGUUUAAAAGCAAGCCACCAAAGAAGGGUGUCCAAGGAUUUGGCGAUGACAUCCCUGGUAUGGAGGGCUUGGGAACAGAUAUUACUGUGAUCUGCCCCUGGGAAGCCUUCAGCCACUUGGAGCUACACGAGCUGGCCCAAUAUGGCAUCAUAUAAACACACAGAGGCCAGAAGUGGGGCUGCAUGGAUAUUUGCCUUCCCUCCAGUUGAGGGGGCAGCUUCUGUGACCUUCCUUUUAUCUGUGCUCCUAGCCUCUUCAAAUCAACCAACUUUGCAGAAAUCAGCUCUUGACCUCCAGCAGUUUAUAAAACCAAAAUAAAACCCA
This is a messenger RNA of Podarcis raffonei (Aeolian wall lizard), 824 nucleotides long. RefSeq names its product phosphodiesterase 6G (gene PDE6G). The transcript is spliced from 3 exons. NCBI's taxonomy places the organism in Eukaryota, Metazoa, Chordata, Lepidosauria, Squamata, Lacertidae. Gene Ontology annotation, biological process: positive regulation of epidermal growth factor receptor signaling pathway; positive regulation of G protein-coupled receptor signaling pathway; visual perception. Gene Ontology annotation, cellular component: photoreceptor outer segment membrane. Bases 392 to 655 code for a protein of 87 amino acids. Gene Ontology annotation, molecular function: cGMP binding; 3',5'-cyclic-nucleotide phosphodiesterase activity. The record is from RefSeq and is a predicted model, not a curated record.